Aspergillus costaricaensis CBS 115574 is the source of this 342-nucleotide messenger RNA. RefSeq lists its product as uncharacterized. The annotation marks the transcript as partial. Lineage: Eukaryota; Fungi; Ascomycota; Eurotiomycetes; Eurotiales; Aspergillaceae. Gene Ontology annotation, cellular component: mitochondrion. The record is from RefSeq and is a predicted model, not a curated record. The transcript has a single exon.
GGAAAGCCUAUCCAACACGAGCAGCUGUUUGAAUAUACAAAUGGCCGGUUUCUAGUCAAUGAGAAGCAUGCGAUGUCAAAAAGAUAUGCCAAAUUUGAUCUGGAUGCUCUCUGCGCCCUUGUUUCGGCGCUGCCCCAUGUUUCUUCACCCAUCUCUAGGAUCGACAAGAUGGAGGGAGGAUUCAACAAGGUCUUGUUAAUGACUGCAGAGAAUGGAAAGGAGGUUAUCGCGAAACUUCCAUGCCCUAGGGUUGUUCCACCGCAACAUAGCACUGCAUCCGAAGCAGCCGUCAUGGCAUACGGUAUUGUCGACUUCCUUCAUCUCGAAGACUGCAUAAGCUGA